AUGUAGAUAAUUUCUGGUUCCCUGGUGACCACUGUGGUGAAAAUGAGCUCUUAGCGACUCUACAACACUGCCAGUAUUGUACACGCCUUCGUUUCUUUAUUCACCGGUCUUCUUUUUGUGAAUUAAACAACUUAAACGCCGGUGUGGAUGUAACAGGAAGAUCAACGUUACUUCCAGGGGGUUUGCACCUUCACAUUCUGUUCUGUUCAGUCCGACAUGAAAAGAAACGGCGCCUAUAGGUUUUUAUCUGUGUUCUCAUGCUUCGUCGUUUGCGCGUUCUUGUUUAUAUUUUGGUUCUUUAUAUUUUACUCGAUGUUACAUGCUCCGUAAGGCACAGAAAAAGACUCUAGUAGCGGCUAGCUAAGCUAAUCUUGCUGGCUGCUUACCCACACUGCAUUGCUCUGUUGACAAGUCUCGUGCUCACAUGAUCCGCUGGACCAGGAAGUGAGGAUAUCUGCUUGUAGUUCUUGGCUGUUGGUGAAGUUGUGAUGGCGUCUGGCACCAGUGAAGCCGUGUCCUCUGCUGCAGACCUCAAGCUGCAGUUUGCUCCCUUCAGCAGCGCUCUGGAGGCAGGAUUCUGGCACCAGCUCACUCAGAAGAAACUCAACGACUACAGACUGGACGAGAGUCCCAAAUGUAUCAAAGGUUAUUACUACAAUGGUGACCCACUUGGUUUGCCGACACGUCUGACUCUGGAGUUCAGUGCUUUUGAAGUGGAUGGUCCAACACCAGCGCGUUGUUGUCCCGCUCUUGGAACUCUGUACAACACCAACACUCUUGAUGCUUUCAAGACCACUGACAAGAAAGCUCUGCUGGAGAAAGAAGCCAAGGAGAUUUGGGAUGCUAUACAGUCUGGAGCAGCACUGAAGGACCCGUCCAUCCUCUCCAGAUUCAUUCUGCUGACCUUUGCAGAUUUGAAGAAGUACCAUUUCUUCUACUGGUUCUGUUUCCCUGCGCUCUGUUUUCCAGAGGGGAUAAAGAUUGUGCAACAGCCUUCUAUGCUAGAGCAAGUUUUCUCAGCUAAGCAGAUCACAGCCCUGCAGGAGGCCUAUGAUGGCCUGUGUAUCAAAAGAGGGACCACAGCAGUUCCUUACUUUAUAAUGAAGUACACAGAUGAUGCUGUUCAAAUGGCUACACUUGGAGAGUGGGAUGAUUUCUUCACUGAUGCCAAGAAGGUCUCUGUGGGUGUUUAUGAUCCUUGUACUCUGUCUCAACAUCCUGGCUGGCCGCUGAGAAAUCUGCUGGUCCUGUUAGCCAAUAGAUGGGGCUCGAAGUUGGACACAGUUGAGGUGCUGUGCUUCAGAGACAGGACUCUGCAGGGAAUCCGCUCCAUUCAGCACAGCCUCAUCUUCCAGAUCAAAAUACCUGAGCUUCCCCACAACACCGCAUGCCCUAAGAGUGUAGGUUGGGAGAAGAAUCCUAAGGGGGCCAUGGGACCCAGGAUGGUCAACCUUAGUGAAUGCAUGGAUCCUAAAAGGCUUGCAGAGUCAUCGGUGGAUCUGAACCUGAAACUGAUGAGAUGGAGGCUGGUUCCCUCACUGGAUCUGGACAAGGUGGUCAGCACAAAGUGUCUCCUACUAGGAGCUGGGACUCUGGGCUGCAAUGUAGCCAGGACUUUAAUGGGAUGGGGAGUGAGACACAUCACAUUUGUAGACAAUGCAAAGAUCUCAUACUCUAAUCCGGUGCGGCAGCCGCUCUAUGAGUUUGAAGACUGUCUUGAAGGAGGGAAGUCCAAGGCUAUAGCAGCUGUGGACCGACUCACCAAAAUCUUUCCUGGAGUGAAUGCAAAAGGAUACAAUAUGAGCAUCCCCAUGCCUGGGCACCCUGUGAAUUUCUCUCAAACCACUCAGUCCCAGGCCCAAAAGGAUGUCGAGCAGCUGGAGAAGCUCAUUUCAGAACAUGAUGUGGUCUUUUUGCUGAUGGAUACGAGGGAGAGCCGCUGGCUGCCGACAGUGAUCGCUGCCAGCAAGAGAAAGCUCGUGGUGAAUGCUGCUCUAGGCUUUGACACGUUUGUCGUGAUGCGCCAUGGCCUGAAGAAACCCCCAGUCAGUCAGAGUGUUUCUGCAGGGACAGACUCCUCUGCUUCCUGUUCCUCUGCUUCUUCCUCAUCCUCUACACCAGCUGGCUCUGCGCCCAGCGUCCCAGGAUCCUCUCUAUUCUCCAACAUCCCCGGGCACAAGCUGGGCUGCUACUUCUGCAAUGAUGUUGUGGCACCAGGAGAUUCAACCAGGGAUCGGACUCUGGAUCAGCAGUGCACAGUCAGCAGGCCAGGCCUGGCCAUGAUUGCUGGAGCUCUGGCUGUAGAGAUGAUGGUGUCCAUCCUGCAGCACAGUGAAGGGGGCUAUGCAGUGGCCAGUAGCAGUGAUGACAGAAUGAAUGAGCCUCCCACCUCUCUGGGUCUGGUGCCACAUCAGAUCCGAGGUUUUCUAUCGAGGUUUGACAACGUCCUGCCUGCCAGCUUGGCCUUUGACAAAUGCACCGCCUGCUCACCCAUUGUUCUCGACCACUAUGAGAGGGAAGGUUUCAACUUCCUGUCCAAGGUUUUCAAUUCUUCUCACUCAUUCCUUGAAGACCUGACCGGGCUGACACUGUUACACCAGGAGACGCAGGCUGCAGAGAUUUGGGAUAUGAGCGAUGAUGAGAGCAUUUAAAGGACUGUGGGAAUAAACCCUGAACCUCAGAAGGACUCAGCACUCCAUCCCUGCUGCUGCCAGUUUCUCUAAGAAAUUCAUGUUCACAAUGGGGGCAAGAGAGGAACGAAGACCUUGCAGAGAAUAAAUGAUUUAUUCAUGAAACUGAAGUAAUUACAACCAAUCAUAUUCCAUAAAAUUCUUCAGAAUAAUGGCUAAAAAGCUUUAAAUAGGUCUCCAUUCUUGUGAACCAAAGGAUUGGGCUUUAAGAAUACGGCAGUGACAGAAAUGUCAUAUAUUAAACUUACUUUUGUACUUUUUAACGUUUUUUUUUUUCCUGUUAUUAUACUAGAAACAGAAUCAGAGCUUGAACAAAUACAGUUCCACAUGGUGAUUAUGUUGUCAACAUUUUCAGUACCAUGUUUUAAACAAUACAGACUCCAUACACAUCUUUGAUAGGACUGAAGAGAGAUUUUUUCUGGAAGCCACAGAGUGUUUAAAAAUGGUAUUGUGGCAACCUAAGGGUUUUUUUUUUGUUGUUUAGUUUUUUUUACAGCAAAUGUACCUGGUAGUAUCACCUGUUAACGUGUGAUCAGUCACAUUUACUCAGUAUUUGGAGUCUUGGAUGAAUCACAGCACUUGUUAUUGAGAAAAAAAAGCUUUUUUAAGAAAAGUCUAUGAAUAUUGACAUGUUUGAUCCUUCCUCUAGUCUCUUUUAAAAACACUCUUAAAAAGUGUGCUGGAGUGUCUUUUAGCAAGACUUGAACCAGCUGUAUCUGUGCGUUCAUUCAGUUUGGAAAAGAGCUUCAGACUGAUGUGAGAAUACAAAAUCACUGUUAAAAAGACCAAGAGAUUUCCUGUCUGUUUACUGGGGUCUAACAUUUGAUAGAAAUAAUCCUGAAACCAGCUUUGUUACUUUGAAAAGUUGAUAACCAGCACAUAAAUGUUGCUGAACAGUGGCCUCUGAUUUAUAACCUGGACGCCGUAACUGCACAUUUAUUUUAGAAACAGCCUAUGGAGAAAACAAAGCUCCAUCAAGGUUUAAUGCAUGCCUGUGUUUGUCCUUAUAGUUCAUGUUGUUUUUCUGCUGUCCUUAUUGUUUGAACUGCUGACAUUCAAUGUUUCAGUGUAAAUGUUUCCACAUUCACUUGCAGAAAAAGGCUCAAGUUAAAGGUGCCCUGUGAAGUUUUCUAUCAUGAGAAGAAAUGCUUUUAUGAAUGGGUCUGAAUUCCAAAAAGUCAGUUCUGCCUAUUGUUUUCAAAAAGACGACUCAUAGCUGGAGUUGAUAAUACUCAACAUAUAUGCAUGAAGGUAAAACUUGAAGUGGCUCCCCAGGGCACCUUUAAGCCAGACUUGCUAGAAAAUGCAUAGUAAAAAUGUACAACAAAAUGAAGUUAUGUUUUUUACCAUAAAAUUAAGGUUAAAGUUUUUCAUUCUAACUUGGUUUUAAUAAUUCUGACUAUUCACCUCAUGGGCCACACCUCUCUUCUGUAUUUAACCAAAAAACUGGA
Cheilinus undulatus (humphead wrasse) is the source of this 4141-nucleotide messenger RNA. RefSeq names its product ATG7 autophagy related 7 homolog (S. cerevisiae) (gene atg7). NCBI's taxonomy places the organism in Eukaryota, Metazoa, Chordata, Actinopteri, Labriformes, Labridae. The transcript is spliced from 19 exons. Gene Ontology annotation, biological process: protein modification by small protein conjugation; autophagy of mitochondrion; autophagosome assembly. Gene Ontology annotation, cellular component: cytoplasm; phagophore assembly site. Gene Ontology annotation, molecular function: Atg8 activating enzyme activity; Atg12 activating enzyme activity. The record is from RefSeq and is a predicted model, not a curated record. The coding region runs from base 489 to 2651 and encodes 720 amino acids.